CCCGACACCCAAAUAGACUUCGGAUCCCUUGCCCUGUGCCUUGACAGCAAGCCAUUGUGGACCGCUGUUCUCAUAGCCGAAAGGACCCUUCCAUCCUGGCAUUAACGAUCAUCAACCGCGUAGGAGAGGAGUAUUAUGGACAAAUAUCAUGGUUUAAGGACCAACUGACAAGUCUUCUAACGCAGAGCGAGGCCGUGUGUCGAUAGAUGAGCGGCCUCCCGCCAUGGGCAUGCAGGAUGCGUGGGAGACGGGAGGCCAACAGGUCACCGUGGACUUCCUCCUGCCCACCGGCAUCUAUCUCAGGCUGGACGUGUCGCCCAAUGACACCAUCGCCGCCAUCAAGAAGGUGCUGUGGCGCAGUGCGCGGAGCGAGCCCCUGUAUGGCGCGCUGGGAGACCCCGACGCCUACGUGUUCACCUGCAUUAACAAGACGGCGGAGCGCGAAGACCUGGAGGACGAGGCGCGGCGGCUGUGUGACGUGCGCUCCUUCCUGCCCAUUUUGCGGCUGGUGGCCCGCGAGGGGGACCGCGUGGAGAAGCUCAUCAACGCACAGAUCUCCCUGCUCCUCGGGAAAGGUCUGCAUGAGUUCGAGGCCCAGAAGAACCCUGAGGUGAACGAGUUCCGCAGCAAGAUGCGUGCAAUGUGCGAGGAGCGGGCUCAGGAGCGACAGGCGCUGGCCUGGCACGGCUGGAUGGAGUACAACUUCCCCUGCGACCUGGAGCCCUGUGCCACGCUCGCACACAGUGGGAAGUUACGACACAUCAAGAAGAUCUUUGUCAACGUCAAAUUCGAAGCCAGCGAGGAGAGCUUCAUGCUGCAGCUGGAGCCCCAGGAUGUUCCUGCGGUGCUGGUCAGCAAGGCCCUGAAGAAGAAGGCCACGGUGUUCCGGCCCUCCAGCAAGGAGAAGCCCGAGGACUACACCCUGCAGAUCAACGGCCGAUGGGACUUCAUCUACGGGAAGUUUCCCCUCUGCCAGUUCAAGUACAUCAUCUCGUGUCUGCACGGCGGGCAGACUCCUUUUUUAAUCAUGGUCCAUCGCUCCACCAUCAGCAAGUAUCAGGAGGAGCAGAGCGGUCUGAGCAACCAGGUCACUAAGGCCCGCACCGCCUCCAAACCUCCCCCUCUGCCCCUCAAGAAGCAAAACACCUCCUCACUACGCUCCAUCCAGGAGCCCUUCUAUAUCAAGGUCCUGCAAGGCAGCAGGGUGAACGCGGACGAAGGCAUGAAGCUGGUGGUGCAGGCGGGUCUGUUCCAUGGAAGUGAGUUGCUGUGUAAGCUGGUGUCCAGUACGGAGGUGGCCGUGUGCUCGGAGCCCGUGUUUGACCAGAAGCUGGUGUUCGACAUCAGCGUGGGGGACCUGCCCCGCAUGACACGCCUCUGCUUCGCCCUGUACACCGUCAUCGCCACCACCAAGAAGGCUCGCUCCACCAAGAAGAAGAGCAAGCGCGCCGACUGUCCUUUGGCGUGGGUCAACACCAUGGUCUUUGACUACAAGGACCAGCUGAAGACUGGAGAGGUGUCUUUGUCCAUGUGGCCAUCUGUCCCAGAUGAUAAGAGUGAUCUCCUGAACCCCAUGGGUACGGUAGAGAAGAACCCCAAUAUUGACAGCUCAGCCUGCCUUCUCAUUGGCUUCCCUAUCAUUAGGCCACACCCCCUCUGCUACCCCCCUCUCGACAAGAUAAGUGACCUGGAGAUGAAUGGAGAAAAGGUUGUUGCCACAAAAGAAGAGCACUCAAAGCUCAAGGAGAUCGUGGACAACAAGAACUUCACGGAGAUCUUCGAGGACGAGAAGGAGUUGCUGUGGAAGCUGCGCAUGGAGGUGCGCGAGCGCUACCCUGACAGCCUCUCUAAGCUCCUGCUCGUCACCAAGUGGAACAAGCACGAGGACGUGGCCACGAUGGUGGGCCUUCUGCAGAAGUGGCCUGACCUGCCAGCUAUUCACGCCUUGGAGCUGCUCGACUACUGCUUCCCCGACCCACACGUCCGCUCUUUCACCAUACGCUGCCUGAGGAAACUGCGAGAUGAGGAGCUUUUCCAGUACCUCCUGCAGCUGGUGCAGGUGCUAAAGUAUGAGUCCUACCUCUAUUGCGACCUGGCCAGGUUCCUCCUGGAGAGAGCCCUGUCCAACAAGAGGAUUGGACACUUCCUCUUCUGGCAUCUCAGGUCUGAAAUGCAUGUGUCCUCUGUGAGCUUGCGCUUUGGACUGAUCCUGGAGGCCUACUGUCGAGGCAGCAUCUACCACAUUAAGAGCCUGGUGAAGCAGAACGAGGCUCUAAAUAAAAUGAAAACGCUGAACGACUUUGUGAAGUCGGGUUCUCAGAAGUCGCGUUCGCAGACCACGGAGGAGAUGAAGGUGUGCAUCAAGCAGGACGGCUUCCUGGAGGCCCUGUCUGACCUGCUGUCCCCCCUCAACCCCAGCCUCAUCCUCUCCGAGAUCUGUGCGGACCACUGCAAGUUCAUGGACUCCAAGAUGAAGCCUCUGUGGUUGAUGUACAAGAACAAGUGGAUGGCCAGCGACACUGUGGGGCUCAUCUUCAAGAAUGGAGACGACCUCCGGCAGGACAUGUUGGCGCUGCAGAUGAUCCAGCUGAUGGAUGUGCUGUGGAAGAAGGAGGGGCUGGACCUCAGGAUGGUUCCGUACGGGUGCCUCUCCACGGGCAACAAGACGGGCCUGAUUGAGGUGGUGAAGAACUCGGACACCAUCGCCAACAUCCAGCGCAACAACAGCAACAACGCCGCCACGGCCGCCUUCAACAAGGACGCCCUGCUCAACUGGCUCAAGUCCAAGAACCCUGGGGACAAACUUGACGAAGCCAUCGAGGAGUUUACACUGUCCUGUGCUGGUUACUGUGUAGCUACGUACGUCCUGGGCAUUGGAGACCGCCACAGUGACAACAUCAUGAUAAGGGAAACAGGCCAGUUGUUCCACAUUGACUUUGGGCAUUUUCUGGGGAACGUCAAAACCAAAUUUGGGAUCAGCAGGGAGCGGGUGCCUUUCAUCCUCACGUACGACUUUGUGCACGUCAUCCAAGAGGGCAAGAACAGCAACAGCGAGAAAUUUGACAGGUUCCGGGAUUGCUGUGAGCAGGCCUAUAAGAUACUGUGCAGGAAUGGCAUCCUGUUCGUCAACCUCUUUGCCCUGAUGAGAGCGGCUGGCCUCCCUGAACUCAGCUCCUCCAAAGACAUCCAGUACCUGAAGGACUCGCUAGCUUUGGGGAAGACCGAGGAAGAGGCACUGAAGCAUUUCAAAGUCAAAUUCAACGAAGCUCUGAGAGAGAGUUGGAAGACCAAGGUCAACUGGAUGAUGCACAGUCUUGCCAAAGACAACAGGUGAUGGGACAGACAGAGGACCGGUCUUCUAUGGAGCCAUAUCUGAACGACAAUUGCACUGCGGUCUCUGUAAGUCUGGGUGGGUCCUGGGUGGGUGAGAGACAUACUGAGACAGGCCCCAGACCGUUACCAAAUUGACAUGAAUUUCCCCCACAUCUUGUUGAGUCAAGUACUGAAUUUUGUUUUUAUUGUUAUUGCAGCCAUAUACAUGGUACACAAUGAGCCGGAACAACAUUUCACGUGGAACAUUUUGUGAAACACACACAUACUAUUCAAAACUUACAGUUGUCAUUAAGCAUAAUCUGUGGUCAUGAAACUCCACCACUUUUCUCUGGAUGCCUUAACUUUUUUCUUUUAAGUAUAAUUUUAUUGAUACUAUGUCAUCCAAACUAGUGCUUUUCAACAUUAUAAAAAGUUUCAGCUCAUAACGGGUGACAAAGGUCUGUUUUCUUGACUCUACUGACAUCUGCUGGUAUGCCAGAGUUAGUGCAGUUAAAACGGAAACGCCAAGUCGUAUUCACACAAACACAUGUACUGAGUGCCUACUGUAUUUAUUUUCUUAUUUAUUAAUAUGUAGGUUUGUAAAAAAAAAAAAAAAAAACAUUUUCUUAGUCUGAUUCACUAAUGUGAAAAUUAAAUUAGGUUUUUAGAAGUCUUUCAACGAUGUCAAAAUCAGCACUGAGAUACUGAAUUUCUUGGAAGCUCCUCCACCAAAAUCAUCAAUCCAACCAACUAACCAAAUUCACUCAGAUGUACACACACAUGCCACACACAUAGGACUAGUGGGAAAUUGUGUCAAUUUGAUUGACUUAAGUACAGUAUGAUUGUUCCUUUAAGACCCACUUUAAUUUACUGAAUGUUUACAAGAUUCCAUGAGUAUAUGCGCUCGUGGAGUAGCCUAUUGUGUAUAUUUCUUAGAAGGACCACAGAACUUAAAUAAGCCAUUAGAAACUGAUCAGACUUGAUCACACUGGACGGUGUGGAUUGCAAUUAAAUUGUGAAGUGUAUUUUUAAAAGAUUGUACCCCAGCCAUAAAUUGAACGUAAAAGGAUGACCACUAUGUUUAUUACUCUGUGUAAAAAAAGAAGAAAUGCAAGCUAUAAUGUGUGGGUUUAAACACAUGGAGGUAAAGACAAUGUUUUAGUGACACAUUAAAAGUGUUCUUUUUAUGGUUUACAUUUAUGUUUUUCUAUGCUUUUAUCUUGUUUGUGGGUGUUUUAAUAUAUUUGGUUGUAUGUGUUAAUGACAUGUUGACAUGAUACAUUUUGUAUUUGUGUCACUUCUGCUUGGAAGAGGCAAAAAAAACAUGAAGGUAUAUGUAUGUGCUAGUAAUUUUGCCUUGGAAUUUAUUUUUAUUUUUUUCAAUUGCCUUAUAUGAGCCUUAUGUGUUUGACGCUUGAGCCUUGAAAGAAGCAUAAUACACGAAUGUCUUGAGUAAAAAGGCUUUUUCUGUGAAAUGUCGAUUUUCAAAUGUACAACAGGCCAAUGCCUGUCGUUGUGCUUUUUUGUGGUGAACUGAAGUUUGCAGACAUAACGCUACAGUUCUGAAUAUUCCACCUUUAACCUGCUACAGCGUAGGCUUGCCAACAGUUGCUGUGUACAGAAUGACUAAUGGUGUGUCUGGGGCCUGAAGGUCUUUGCACACCAAGCAAAGUUUUUCGAACGUGUUCGCGUCACAAGGUCACAAAAUUGCGUCGCACCCGGUGUGCAUACUUUUUUGCGAAUAAUUCGCCCUGCGUUUAAUUCGCAAAAUCGCAUCACAUGUUCGCAUCGCGUCUGGUAUGCAAAAGCCUUGAACAGUAAUUUGGAGUUUACCCACUCCAGGAUUCCUUUUUAGAUUGGGAGUAAAAGUAUCUUAUACAGAGUUCGUUUUUUGCUGAACUUUGGAAUGUUGACCAAACCAAACCGUUAAAAGCCUAAAAUUGCCUUUUGCACACUGACCUAAUAAUGUGUCUGUGAUUUCAAAAAGGUGUUUGGUCAGACCAGUUAACAUUAGUGUAUUACUUUGUAAUUAUUCAUGAAAAAAUCAAACAUGAGAAUGGGCCACAUACAUUUGAAAAAUAAACAUCUAUAAUUGCACACUGAUCUCUAUAAUGAUAGUAGUUGUAUUCAAUAUGCUUUUUAUGAUUUGGCUUGAGUCUUAAAAGAUUCCAAGAUUUCUCAUGCAGAGCGCUAAAAUAGUACAGUACAACCUUAGUAACUAACCUUAACAUUCAGCUUCUUCACAACUUCUACUGAUGAGAUGGCAGCUUACAACCUUGGUGACAGCCCUGCGCUACUGACAUGGCCCCAGCUAAUCCCUGCUGUAUAUGACACCUAAACCAACGUGUGUGCGCUAUUAGGCUAUGCAUUGUCAGUCAUCAUACUCGACUAUUCAUUCUGUGAAAUCUGCAGUGAGCAGGCGGUUCAUGACGGUACAUUAUUUCACUUGUGAGUGCCUCCCACUGAGUUCUGGUUGAUGUCAUGACUCCAGUACUACCGAAGAGGGUGGUGGGUGCUGCGUUAUAGAUCAGUGGCAUUGGUCUACCUCUUGAAAACAUUAUUCAGGGCAAGUAAAUGAGGUUGAAAAUCACUGAUGAGAUUCAUACACUGGAGCGCUCAGUCUGUUUUUAGCACUGUAUUGUUCCAUUUAUGCACUUGUAAGCUACUGUUAUGUGCCUAUGCAUUUUAUUUAUGAUUUGCUCUUUUUGAACUCACCCAUGUAAGACUAUGUACAUACAACUCCGUAAUAUACACCGCCCAGGUACACACUCUGACAUUAGCCUGUACAGUAAGGACAUGUAGUAAUAAACAGUGUCUGACGACGUCUGACAUUAGAAAUAAGUUGUUUCUAAUCAUUAUAAAUGGUAUUUAAAUCAGAAACGUUUUGUGCUAUUUUUUAUUAUUAUUUUCCAUUUUGUUUUAUUGAUUGCUGGAUGACGUGUUACUGUAUUGAUCCCUUGGUUAUUGGCUCUGUUACUCUUUAUUUUAUGGUCCCUGUUAUAUAGUGUAGAAUAAGAGAAAAAUGUUGCAUCAUGCAUAAACAACUUCGUAAAUGUUGUGAAGUUAUUCAUGGUUUGACGUUUUUCCCUUUUAUUCUUCAGUUUAUGUGUUGGUCAGCACCCUAAAUGAAGUAAACAUCUACCUGGGUGAAGCCUGCUCCAGUCCUCCUAAUGCCAUUUUAUUAAGUUUGUAUCAUGAGGAUCCAUGCAAUAAAGUGGGAUGCAGUAACAUUGCAUACAUGCACUGUACCUUUGGUAUAAGGAUUAACAUUGGAGGUACAGGAAACGAUAUAAAAAUGCAGUGGUAAGUAAGUCAACACUGCUCUGAGAAUAUGGUCCCAAUCUAUUUUGUGUUGAUUCAACUCCUUGAGUGUUGUUGACUAAAUAGUAUAUGGCCUUAGUAUAUGACUGAAUUGAACACUGUUGUAGAACGUACAUGUAUAUGGCUGUGAAGUGUCAAUUCAACAGUUGAAGAGUAGAGUUUAACAUUAACAUUUCAUGGGACCACAUAUUCUCAGAAUUGUGUUGAUUCAUUUAACACUGCAUUUUGUAGCCUGUGUUAGUGCAAGUACAUAAUGUGACGUGUUACAGCAAUGAAAGAAAAAAACAGCAACAUACAGGGACCAGGAAAAUAAAUUGUCUCUAUUGUCACUAUUCUUAGUCUCAUUGCCCUUCCCAGGAUAUUGCCCAGACUGGUAGGAGGAUGCUUUCUUCAUUUUGUUUGGAUGCUGUGCAAUAUGAUGAGAGGGGGUGGGGUGGACAGGGAGCAGAGCUAUACUAUAUUGGCUUUGAUAUCGGAAACCUUUUGUGGAUGUGUGGGGUUGUACAGGGUAAUGCAAAAGACUUUUGUACUUCCUGUCGAUGGUCAAAUCAAGCCCAGAUGAUCACUUAAGUCUCAUCAUGGUUGGUGAUAUAAAUAAAUAUCGAAAUAAAUAUAUAAAUGGGGGCCAUAUGGGGUGGGGGUUGGUAGGGCGAAAUGGGAGAAAGCAGGAGUGAGGAUCCAUUGUUAUCAUUCAUUGAAGAACAGCACAUUGAUUGUGCAACUGUACUGAUACUGUACUGAAAUGUGUCAAAUAAAACUGCUGUAAAAUGCCUACAAAAUGCCUACAGCCUGCUUACUCUGUGUAAUGGAUAUUUGUUAAUGGUUGAUUAGAAGGACCACAGAAAGAAUACAAUGUAGCCUAUGUUAUGUUUGUCGCCACGCCGUGUGGCUGAUGGUUGUAAUUGUAAAUGAAUAAUUGAGAAAGACCCCAAGAAUAGCUAAUGCUAAAAGUAAAAGCUAA
Engraulis encrasicolus (European anchovy) is the source of this 7594-nucleotide messenger RNA. RefSeq names its product phosphatidylinositol-4,5-bisphosphate 3-kinase, catalytic subunit delta (gene pik3cd). Gene Ontology annotation, cellular component: plasma membrane; phosphatidylinositol 3-kinase complex; cytoplasm. Gene Ontology annotation, molecular function: 1-phosphatidylinositol-4-phosphate 3-kinase activity; 1-phosphatidylinositol-3-kinase activity. Gene Ontology annotation, biological process: phosphatidylinositol 3-kinase/protein kinase B signal transduction; cell migration; phosphatidylinositol-mediated signaling. The transcript is spliced from 23 exons. The coding region runs from base 224 to 3334 and encodes 1036 amino acids. Lineage: Eukaryota; Metazoa; Chordata; Actinopteri; Clupeiformes; Engraulidae. The record is from RefSeq and is a predicted model, not a curated record.